Molecule: messenger RNA, 1730 nt
Organism: Dryobates pubescens (Downy woodpecker)
Lineage: Eukaryota; Metazoa; Chordata; Aves; Piciformes; Picidae
Gene: RAB11A
Product: RAB11A, member RAS oncogene family
Exons: 5
Coding region: 104-754 (216 amino acids)
Biological process (GO): neurotransmitter receptor transport, endosome to postsynaptic membrane; exocytosis; melanosome transport
Cellular component (GO): axon; postsynaptic recycling endosome; transport vesicle
Molecular function (GO): GTP binding; GTPase activity
Source: RefSeq, a predicted model, not a curated record
CAGAGCACGGAGGGCGGAAGCGCUGCGGCGGCUGCAGGGAGGGGUCCGGCUCCGGUUCCCGCUCCUAGUCUUCGGCCACCGCCGCGCCUCGGCGCACCCCACCAUGGGCACCCGCGACGACGAGUACGACUAUCUCUUCAAAGUUGUGCUUAUUGGAGACUCUGGAGUAGGCAAGAGUAACCUUCUGUCUCGGUUCACUCGCAAUGAGUUUAACUUGGAAAGCAAAAGCACCAUUGGAGUAGAAUUUGCAACAAGAAGCAUUCAAGUUGAUGGGAAGACAAUCAAGGCUCAGAUAUGGGACACGGCAGGGCAGGAGCGAUACCGAGCCAUAACAUCAGCGUACUACCGUGGAGCUGUGGGGGCAUUGUUGGUGUAUGACAUUGCUAAGCACCUCACUUACGAGAAUGUAGAGCGAUGGUUGAAAGAGCUGAGGGACCACGCCGACAGCAACAUUGUCAUCAUGCUGGUGGGAAACAAGAGUGACUUGCGCCACCUGAGAGCAGUCCCUACAGAUGAGGCCAGAGCUUUUGCAGAGAAGAAUGGUUUGUCAUUUAUUGAGACAUCUGCUUUAGACUCUACAAAUGUGGAAGCAGCUUUCCAGACUAUUCUGACAGAGAUCUAUCGCAUUGUCUCGCAGAAGCAGAUGUCGGACAGGCGUGAGAACGACAUGUCUCCCAGCAACAACGUGGUCCCCAUUCACGUCCCUCCCACCACCGAGAACAAACCAAAGAUGCAGUGCUGUCAGAAUAUAUAGAAUCCUCCUCUCUUUCCUACAGGCUGUGUAUAUCCCCCCAGGUCCAAGAUUUAAAUAUAUUUGUAAUUCUUGUGGUCACGUUCUUGUGUUUCAGUUACUGCUUAUUCCUUCUGAAUUUCUCCAUGUCUUAAAACACUUUGAGUUCAGUGUUUACCAAUCUAUUGCUUCUCUCUGGCUGCAGUGUUUUCCCGACAGAGACUCGUCGGUGUUGGUUCAGUGAAUUGGUGGGAAACCGAUGGGCUCUUUCCAACGUGAUGCCCGCUAGUCAGAGUGUACAGGCACCUUCAGGGAGCACCCCCAAGAGGUUAUUCUGCUCCUCAAACCAAUUGCUGCCAGGCUAACUAGGAAAAUAUCUCUGGGCAGGAUAAUCUUUCCUCAUCUUAAGGUGUCUGCUGCUAAAGCUCGCUGACAUGCCUGUUGCUCUGAAGUGCAAUUUUAAUGUAAGUGAAAUGGUUUUGGCUACAUCUUCAGAUUGUCAAGUUAAGGAUUUUUAACAUAGGAUAUUAUGGGGGAGAAAAGAGAAAUUCUCACAAACAAGCAGCAGGGUUUCUACCUGUGAAUGAGCUUUUGUAGUUUGCCCUGCUGCUGCAGAGGAGGUUGUGAUGAGGCAGAGCUGCUGGGAGGCUGGCCAGGGAGACACUGGUGGGACUCCACUUGGAGGUGCCUCUUGUGAAGCAAGUGAAAGCAUGAGCUGUGUAACUGAUGAAGGGUCACUAACACUGGAACCUGCAGUGUGGUUUUGUGCUGCUGGAGACUUGGCCCCCCAGUGCUGGUGGUAUCAGGUUUGGAGGAUGCCUUUUUUCUGUCCUGGCACACAACACACCUGAAGGCUGUUGUGACAUAUUGCUUGCCACGUUUAUUAGCACAAGCCACACAGAUUCAAACCCUUAGCUGGUGAAUCAGUGACUUCUACAACCUGCUCUUAGUUUUGACUUCUGCUUCAUCCAGUAUUUUCACACUGUUCCAGUGCUUUGCU